Messenger RNA from Gossypium arboreum, 3718 nucleotides. RefSeq names its product disease resistance protein At4g27190-like. The record is from RefSeq and is a predicted model, not a curated record. The coding region runs from base 542 to 2782 and encodes 746 amino acids. The transcript is spliced from 5 exons. NCBI's taxonomy places the organism in Eukaryota, Viridiplantae, Streptophyta, Magnoliopsida, Malvales, Malvaceae. Gene Ontology annotation, molecular function: protein binding; ADP binding.
UCUCCUAUCCUGUCAUGUCGUUGUUGGUCUUAAUUGCAAAAUAAAUGCAUGGGGCCAUUAGCAAACCAAUCAGUACCAACUUCAUUAAUUUAGAUCCCAAUAUUGCAGUAAUCUCAUAACACAAAUCCUUCGGCUACUAAAUCAAGAAAACCCAGUUUGUUGAAUUUACCAGGCAGAUCAACUUCAAUUUCUUUCUCAAGGUUUCUCCUUAUUUUAGUUCAACCUUCUAUUUCUGUUUUUUAUUUUAUUUUAUUUUUUUAUUUCCCAAGACAAAAAAAAUAUCUUCAACUUCUUUUGCUCAAGAACAGGUAAAAAAAAAAAAACCCAACCUUCAAAUCUCUUUUGAUUGAUUCGAAGCAGUAAGAAUCUUCUCAACACUAAGUGGAAGUUGCCAAGUGAGCAAAUCAGAGGUAAAAGAGUGUUUGGAUUGACGAUCAAAUUCUUGGAGUUACAACUUCAUUUUGAAGUGCUGGUCUAAGUUGGAAGAAAAGCCCAUUGAUUCUCAGACUUUGAAUCCUUCUUCAAUUUGAGCUUGUCAAGCAUGGGUUGUGGAUUUUGUCAGGCUGCUGUUUCAAACUCCGUUGGAACACUGAUUGUGGACUGUAUGAUAAAGCCGGCAGGACGUCAACUUGAUUAUGUCCGUCGCUUUCAUGAUAAUGUUGAAAAGCUCCAAGAAAAAAUGUGUGACCUUGAAAGUGCACGAGAUCGUCAACAACGUGAGAUUGAGGAUGCUGAAAGGCAGCUUCUACUAAUUCAUAAGGAUGUACAGAACUUGCAAUCAAAGGCUGGCGAAACACUAUCGGAUAUGGAAACUCUCGAAGAGGAAAUUCAACUGAAUAAGAGGUGUCUCAAGUGGUGUCCUAAUUGGAUUUGGAGAUACAAAUUAAGUAAGAAAGCAAUGAAGAAAACUCAGGAUAUCUCUGAGCUUUUGGAAAAAUUUGAUCGACUUGGACCAGUCGGUUACCGUGAUCCUACUGCCCUUCCCACUAUAGACUUCCUAUGUUCUAAGGAAUUUGUGUUUUCGAAAUCUUCAGAGACUGCCUUCUAUCAAAUCAUUGAAGCCUUAAAAGAUGAGAACAUCAACAUGAUUGGGUUGUGGGGGAUGGGAGGGGUGGGCAAGACCACCCUAGCUUGUGAAGUUGGAAGUCUAGCUAAAAAGCUGAAUUUGGUUGAUAAAAAACUGAAUUCGUUUGAUAAAGUUGUGAUGACGACUGUGUCUCAAAAGCCUAAUUUUGAGAGAAUUCAAGAUCAAAUUACACAAUACAUAGGCUUUGAUAUGAAGAAUGAUCAAGGAAGAAGAUCCGAGCAAGAAUUACAGUUAAGGCUGAAGAAAGAACAGAGGAUUCUCAUCAUCCUUGAUGAUAUUUGGAAACCUAUCAACUUAGAGAAGAAGAUAGGAAUUCCAAUUGGUGAUGAUCAUAAAGGCUGCAAAGUUCUUUUAACAACACGCCGUAAACAAGUAUGUCAAAUAAUGGACUGUCAAACGGUGGUGCAACUUGAUUGUGUGGAUGAUGCUGAAGCUUGGACUCUGUUUGAAGAGAAAGCAGGUCUAGAUGACUUUUCUGAUGAUUCUAUUAAAACCACAGCAAAGAAAAUUGUCAAAAAAUGUGGAGGUCUGCCUAUAGCUAUUGUUCCACUGGCAAGUGCCUUGAAAGGCAAAACAAAUUGUUAUGAGUGGCAAGCUGCAUACCUGAGACUCGAAGGUCGUAGAUUGACUGAAAUAGAGGAUGUUGAUGAAGAAAAUGCCUAUGUAUGUCUUGAGGCGAGCUUCGAUUACUUGAAGGAUAUGGUGACCAAGACAUGUUUCUUGUUGUGCUCUUUAUUUCCCGAAGAUCAUGAGAUAUAUGUGGAGGACUUGGUAGGAUAUGCAUGGGGACUGGAGUUGUUUAAAGGCAUGGACUCAAUUAAAGAUGGUAGAAGCAAAGUGCUUGCAUCGAUUGAGAUCCUCAAGAACUCUGGUUUGUUGCUAGAUUCCGGAGAAAUGCAUGUCAAAAUGCAUGAUGUGGUUUGCCAAUUUGCUUUGUGGAUAGCAUCUUCAAGAAAGGAGAUUUCUUUUGGGACUGUUGAAACACUCCCGAUGGAUGAAAGUCUCAAGCAUUACACAGCAAUCUCUUUCGAAGCUAACCAAACGGAUGAACUUCCUAAAGGAGUGGUUUUCCCAAAUCUCAAAUUUCUUUUACAUGGUGGCGAUCGUUUCAUGGAAACUUCAAGCGAAUUCUUUGAGGGUAUGAAGGCAUUACAAGUUUGUGCUUUGAAUAAUAAAUUGAUAUCUCUAGCUGCAUUUCAGUUUCAUAUGAACCUUCGAACUUUGUGUUUGAUUGGUUGUCAACUCUCUGACAUCUCAAUGCUUGGGAAGCUGAAGACACUUCAUAUUCUCUCUUUACGUCGAUCUUAUAUCACUGAAUUGCCGACUGAAGCUGGUGAUUUGGAAAAUCUAAGACUGUUGGAUUUAUCGUAUUGCGAUGAUCUACAAAGAAUUGCUCCUAAUUUAAUACAAAAAUUUUCCAAUUUAGAAGAACUAUACUUGCAUGGUUGUAGUUCAUUAGAAUGGGCGACUGAGAACACAACUCAAAGAGAAAGCUAUUCCAGCCUGUCGGAGUUGGAUUUAUUGCCAAAGUUGGUUGUAAUAUCAUUGGAUAUUUCUUCUAAAUAUCUUCCAGAUGGCUUUGAGUUUCGUAGAUUAUUGAGCUUUGAUUUUUGCAUUGGCAUAGAAAGAGAAGCGUGGUUCCAAGAGAGGGAAAGUUAUCCAAUCUCAAGAUCACUCAAAUCGAUAAGUCUGUAGAUGCAUGCAAGCAACUAUUUGAAAAUGUAGAAUCUCUUCAAUUGAAUAAUGUGGAGGGUCACCCAAACCUUAUUCCGAACUUGAACUUGGGAUUUAGUAAGUUGACUUCUCUAGAUCUUCGUUGGUGCGACUCUAUGCAAUGCCUAAUUGAUGCAUCAAAGCAACAGGCAUUCUCUAAUUUGAGAAAGUUAUCAUUAAGUAAUAUGUGUCAUUUGGAAGAGAUGUGCAAUGCUCCCCAGCCGCAAGAUUUUUUACAAAAGCUUGAAGAGGUUAUAGUUUCAAAUUGUGGUAAGAUGCAAGUGUUAUUCCCGAUUGUUGAAAUAGAACAAGAAGGGCCCAGUCGUCAUUUAAGCCUCCAAAGUCUGAAGAUUGUUGAAAUAGAGGGAUGCAAUAAUUUAAAAUAUAUCUUCCCAAUGUCGGUUGCUAAUAGCCUCGGGCAAUUGCAUACUUUAAAGAUAAAGAGUUGCUCGCAAUUGGAAGAUAUAAUCCAAGACCGAAAAGUGGCAUACAAAUGUCUACUCCAAAGUUUAAGGGAAGUUUUGUUGAUUGAUUUGCCUCAAUUGAAAGGAAGGGAUGUGUAGGACAUUAUGCUCACACAAUCGUCUUUGCAGAAGUUGAAAGUGCACAAUUGUCCUCAAUUGACACAUUUUAUUAUUUCGACUACGAUACAAGAAUUGGUGUUUGGGAGGAUGACAAAUGAACAAUUGAGCAAUUUGCGUUCAUGUAAAUACGAGGAAUUGGAGCAAGAUCAAACGUCAUCACAACAUCAUCCCCUACCUAUUUGCUUUCCAAAUCUCAUUCUAAUUAAUAUUUUGGAAUGUGAAAGCUUGAAAUCUCUCUUUCCAAUUAUUGUUGCUCAAGGUAAUUCUAAAAAACUAAAUGUGCCCAAUUUGCAAACUUUGAAGAUAAAGAGGUGCUUUGGAAUGGAAGAAAUAA